GUAUCAACAGAAGUUUGGACAGACUCCAAAACUCCUAAUAAAAUCUGUUAGCUCACGUGAAUCAGGAACACCAGCUCGGUUUUGUGGCAGACUGACUUCACUUUGACCAUCAGUGGAGUUCAGGCUGAAGAUGCAGCAGUUUAUUACUGUAAGAGUGUACACCUUGGCCUAGUGUUCACACAGUGAUUUGUAGUCGUACAAAAACCUCCCUCAGUCAGACUUUAGAGACACUGAGCUGUUACAGCAGGAACCGAGUGCAGCUGCUGAAAAGGAAAAGACUCUGACAGAGACCACUGACCAAAAAUAGAAGAUCUAAAACCAUUUAAGUGCUGUGCAUUUUUGAGGCACUUGUAACUGCUCAAGUGUUUUCAUUUUCUUCUACAUUCUUUUUCUAUUCCAUUACAUUUUAGAAGAAAAUCCAUACUGUAAUAUAAUUUUGCAGGACUGUCAAGUCAACAUAGCAAAUACCAGGUUAUCAGGUUCAUUCACUCAGUAGCACUGCUUGCACCACCAGCAUGCUAUCAUUUUUGGUUUUAAGUGAAAUGGCUUAAUAACCUAUUGAAGGAACGCUAUGAAAUUUGGUUCAGAUAACCAUGGAGCCCAGAAGAUCAGUUUUACUGAUAUACAUUUUUCCGUAAACUCUUUCUGUAGUGACACCCAAAUUUCUUUUCUGAAUGGGGAAUACAAAACAUUGGUGACAACUCUGGUACGACAGUAAAUUUAGAAUUAAGUUAAGUUUAAAUUUGCAUCAUUUGUUAAUCUUAGGACUCAAAGUAUAAAUGUUUACAAAGAAACAGAGACAAAUCUUUCUAAGUGCGUGUGUCCUUUUGUACCAUUCAUUGAUCUUGCUGCAUGCGCUGUCCAAGACAAGGAUUAGAUGUUAUUGGAUUGGUUACAGGUGACACAGGCUGAUGUUGUGGAAAGGACGUAGUCAAAUUUGGAUCUGUUCCCGGGUCAGCAUGGACGGUGUGACGUCAGCAGACGUAGGUCAACUGCAAGAAUUAACAAAACAAGCAAACAGCACACUAGUGUUACCAGGACGGCAUGCCUUGAUUUCUGUUAAGGGCUGCACAGUUGACAAAGCCUAAUGUCACUGUAAGUUCAGGCAUGUCCUGGACAUUGAGGACUAUUGCUGGUGUCUUACCUUUGGCCUCUGCCCUCUGAUAAUCCUGCCUCUACAGUGCAACUCGUUCACUUAAACAUAGUGAAAUCAAGAUCCACUUACUGUCCUUAGAAAGGAACAAUUAUAUCAGUGGUCAUUUAAACAGGAUGGGAGCCUUCCAAACUGGUAGGAGACCCCGGGGUAGACCCAGAGCACAGUGGAGAGAUUAUAUAUCUCAUAUGGAGGAGCUGGAAAAGAUUGCUGUUAGGACUAACUCGCUUAGCCUGUUGCCACACGGCCCAGGGUAAGCAUAUAAUGAAUGAUAAUGAACAUUUAAUGCAAUGCUUUUAUCUUGUUUAGAUUACUCUUAUUUACAUUUCCUUUCAAUAACUUUUGUCUCAUGAGUGUCAUCUAAUUAGAAAAUGAACCCAAAAGAUGAUUGAUUUGAGAAUGUAAAGAACAUAUAUGUUAGCCCUAUGCAAAGUUCAAACACCUGUUUCAUCAAUGGGAUGACUUUGAGGAGGUAGUAAUAAGUCAUAAUGAGCUACAAACGGGGGAGCCAAUCAGUGUUGAAGUCUAGUCUUUAUCCAAGCCUGAGUGGCUGUCGAGGAGCCUCUGUUAGCAAGGGGUAGGGAUAAUCCUUUUAAGCAAUGCUGUACCAGGAAUCAGUUAACAGUCAACACUUCUUCUCUCAGACUGGAUGAGCUCCUCAUUGUGAGACAGGACCCGCACUGGAUCAGUCUAACUGGCUGUUCUCCGCCUCAGAUCUCGUAGGACACAUAUUGAUCGACUUCACUCAUCAGGAGAUUUGGAUAUCUGUAAUAACUCAGGGGGGAGGGGGGUCUUUCUGGGUUACGGACUGAGCCUGAAUUAUCAUGGAGGGGUUGAAGAAGUUGUUGAAGAGUAUGUUGUCGUCAAAAGUCAGAGCGUACAUAAAGGACUACUGCAAGAGGAAUGGCCUGCUGACACUCUCUGUCAUUGCUGUAAUAACGGGCUGUGUGCUUGGAUUCAUCCUCAGGUCGCUCAACCUGUCCACACAGGCUAAGAUCUACUUCUCCUUCCCUGGAGAACUGCUGAUGCGGAUGUUAAAGAUGUUGAUCCUGCCACUCAUCACCUCCAGUCUUAUGUCUGGCCUGUCCGCCAUGGACACGAAGGCAAGUGGUCGGCUGGGAGUUCUGACCAUUACCUACUACCUGUGGACGACCUUCAUCGCUGUCAUCGUCGGCAUCGUGCUUGUGCUCAUCAUCCACCCGGGCACGGGCUCAGAGAAAGAUGGCCACCAUACAAGUUCAGGGCCUGUUAUGACCUCCGCUGAUGCUCUGCUGGACCUUAUCAGGAACAUGAUCCCGUCAAAUCUAAUCGAAGCAACUUUUCAGCAGUACCGAACAGACCUGGUACCUAUUAUACAAAACUCUGAUGUAAAAGAGUCUCAGGCAAACUAUGUAUAUGUCAUGCCCGACUACCACAACCCUAAGCUGGGCCACCCAGUCUUCCUGGAGAUCACCCCUGCUCCUGACAUCAAGUAUAAAAUUGCCCCCAGUACCAGCAAGGGCAUGAACGUACUUGGGAUUGUCAUCUUCUCUGCCACCAUGGGUCUGCUGCUUGGGAAGAUGGGAGAACGUGGAGCGCCACUGGUCAAUGUGUGCCAGUGCAUUAAUGAGUGCGUCAUGAAGAUCAUUAACGCUGCCAUGUGGUACUUCCCCUUCGGCAUUGUGUUCCUCGUGGCAGGGAAGAUCCUGGAUAUGCAUGACCCGGCCCACCUGGGAGAGAAGCUGGGCAUGUACUUCCUCACAGUCCUGGCUGGUUUAUUUGUGCACGGCCUCAUCCUGCUGCCUAGCUUCUUCUACUUCUUCACUCGCAAAAACCCCUUCCCAUUUAUCAGAGGGCUGCUGCAGGCUCUUGUCAUUGCACUGGCCACAUCAUCCAGUUCAGCCACAUUGCCAAUCACGAUGAAGUGUCUCCUGGAGAACUGUGGAGUGGACCGGCAGAUCGCUCGCUUCGUGCUGCCAGUGGGAGCUACUAUCAACAUGGAUGGGACAGCCCUGUACGAGGCAGUGGCGGCCAUAUUUAUUGCCCAGGUCAAUGAGUAUGACUUGGACUUUGGCCAGCUGGUCACAAUUAGUAUAACAGCAACAGCAGCCAGCAUCGGGGCAGCUGGGAUCCCUCAAGCCGGUCUGGUUACCAUGGUGAUUGUCCUGACCUCUGUGGGGUUACCGCCUGCUGACAUCUCCCUGAUUGUGGCCAUCGAUUGGGUUCUUGAUCGGUUCCGGACGAUGAUUAAUGUUCUUGGUGAUGCCUUAGCUGCUGGGAUUAUGGCUCAUUUAUGUAAGAAGGACUUUGAGAAAGCAGCCGCUGCUGCAGCUACUACCUCUGCUGCUGCCAGUAAUGGAGGAGGCCCCCAACGGAGAGACACAGUAAUCUCCUUUGGUAAUCAGAGCGUGGCACUGUCAGAUGCUCCUCUCAUUGCACACCGCUGCGAUUAUGUCUUUGAGGUGGAUGGAGACAACGUGCUUGAGAAACCUGUGGGAUCCUACAACCUUUGUCAAGUCUGAGACACUUUUACAGGAUGGACAGCAAGGGAUACUGCCUUUUACAGCACAUAGAUUCACCUCUCAUUAGCAAAGGGACCGUCAUCAGAGGCCCGGAAAAGUCUAGUUUGGUUAAAAUCCAGUGAGGUUUCCGUCCUUAAUGAAACUAUCGAUUAUCUUGUGGUGAUGGGGUUUAGCAGUUUUUUUGGAUUUUGCCUUUGCCAAGCCGGAAACUACUUGAUGUACUGUAUGUCUCCAUUCACUUUAAGCAGAAGUUGGGAGGAAAUGCACAAGUUUCACAUGUAACCUAAACAGACAAUAUGAAUGCACCUGCAGUUAUGAUAAUGUGUUGCACUGACAUGCAUUAGAUAGAUUAGUGUUCAUUGGUCAGUGGUGGUGACAGAUAAGAGAUUCACAGAAGAUGUACCCGAAUGCAGUUUGAUUGCAGGUUUAGACUUUAGUCAAGGUUUUGAGUUGCCUUAACAUGAUCUCAGUUUUGACAAUAAUUCUGAGAACUUGAAAGACUUGAAAGUAAACUGAUAGACAAGGAGAAAAUUCCUAUUGUUGAAGUGAACCUUUAUCUGUUAGACAAUGCAUUUAUGGAUAAAUAUUGAAGCACCAUAAUAAGAAUAUUUGCAUUAUGCUAAUUCGAUUGUCAUUUGCGUUUUUGUACCAAUGCUCUUAAUUUUGUGUUCAUUGUUUUCUAAUAAAAACCUGCUGUACUCCAA
Molecule: messenger RNA, 4358 nt
Organism: Micropterus salmoides (largemouth bass)
Lineage: Eukaryota; Metazoa; Chordata; Actinopteri; Centrarchiformes; Centrarchidae
Gene: slc1a8b
Product: solute carrier family 1 member 8b
Exons: 11
Coding region: 1978-3654 (558 amino acids)
Biological process (GO): L-glutamate transmembrane transport
Cellular component (GO): plasma membrane
Molecular function (GO): L-glutamate transmembrane transporter activity; glutamate:sodium symporter activity; neutral L-amino acid transmembrane transporter activity
Source: RefSeq, a predicted model, not a curated record